Adineta steineri is the source of this 801-nucleotide messenger RNA. NCBI's taxonomy places the organism in Eukaryota, Metazoa, Rotifera, Eurotatoria, Adinetida, Adinetidae. The record is from the annotation of a GenBank genome assembly.
AUGUUAUCUCCCGAAGUUUAUACAGACGAUAUUCGUGGUCUCAAGUAUAUCGAUGAAGAUGUUGUUUAUAAACGAAGAACUAGGGUGUUGUAUGAUCUAGUUCGCGGAUUUUUCUUGUUACUUCAGGCUUUGGCUUAUAUUUGCGCAUCUGCCAUGUAUUUUGACAGCGUCAUUCAUCAAAGCUAUGCAUUAAAAGUAGGUGCAGCACUCUACAAAGCCGGUGCAACUUUUAAAUUAUUUGCCGAAAUACCAAAAAUUUUCAAAGAUCGAGUUGGUUUAUUUUUGUAUGCAAAAUAUCGACUAGCAUACACGUUGCAACGUAUCGAAGAAUUUACAUAUCUGGAAUAUUCAUUUGUCGAAGGAUUCAUACGAACCGAAAUUGCACUCAGUGAUUUAUUUUUGAUUCUUUCUGCUGCUUUGGAUCUUGCCCGUGCAAUCUUAUACAUACAACAACUUAAUACACUUACAUGUGGUAUAUAUCUUUUUAUCGCCAGCAUGUCCAUACUAUUAUCUGCUGAUAUGUGGAUAAUUUAUCAAUUAGGUCGGAUGGAAAAAGAUGAUCCAUACAAUCUUACCUUUCGAUGCAGAAAUGCAUGCCGUAACAUCGUAAAAUUUCUUUUCAGAUUGUUUUCUGCGUUUGCUGCUUUGUUUUAUAUUAUUGGUUCAACACUAUAUUUACCAGAAUAUGACAAAAACGCUUCUGAUCAAGAUAAUGUGGGGGCACUCUACGAAGCCGGUGCAGGGUCCUUCUUUGUUUCUGCUAUAAUGGGUCUGUUAGAUGCAUGUAUAGGUGAUGUGUAA